AUAUAUAUAUAUAUUUGCCAGGCAGGAAAGAGAGAUGUUGGGAGGGACUGCAGUGCGAAAUCUGCAGCAGAGUGAGAGCGGAAGCUGCUUAUGAAUGAGUGUCAGUGUUUCGGCUUUGCUAGAUGCUCCUGAGGACAUUUUACAUGAAUGGCUGUGUGCUUACUGCUACCGGGAAGACAAAGAUGCUUCAUUGCUGCUGGUUUUAAGGAGACUCAUGGGCUUUUUUUUCUGUUAUCCCUCUGGUUGUUUUCAUUGACUCAUCUGCCUGAGAAACAUGCCAUUCAUAUUGUUUUUUUCUGAGUAUCAUUCAUGUAGUUGAACCUGUUUGCUGGGUAUUUUAGACAAGCUGUGAGAUUGCAUCUACUUCCUAGUUGUGAACUGAAUGUUUUAUUCCUUUGUUGCAGAAUACUGAUGGAGAAGUAGCCGUACACAUUAGACGCGGAACAAUUUUAUGGACAAAGAAUGCUUUAUGAAUUUUUUUUGCAUUAAUGCCUGAUUCAAAAUAUUUUAUGCGUGUAUUAACUAGUCAUAGCUUUCUGAAAGCAGGAAUGAUGUUGCCCAUAUUCUGCAGCUAGUAUAAAUGAACAUGGGCAAUAUAUUAAUGCUGUUGCGUAUUUCUGGUCAUGAUAAAAUGUUACUGUAUCGUUGCAUUCAGUGAUUUAUCGAGGUUUCUUUUAUGCCCUUUAAUGAAAAUGACAUCUUUAUCAACCGUUUAAAUAGAUUUAAUUCUUGAUUCAAAGACGUCUGUAUUGUGGCAGACACUGAUUAUAGCCAUCAGUGAAAUGGAUGCUAGUUUUCAUCUCUUAUUUUAUUUAUUAUCAUUUCUGUGAUUAGUUUUUGUGUGUGCGUGUCAUCGUCAUUUUUAUCGCAACUUUUAUGGCUUCACCCAUUUUGUGAGGUAUUGUGCGUAACAUGAAUUCGGUCAAAUUAUUAUGAAUGAUUAUGACCCAAAGUUAAAGAAUCAAGCUUCCUCUCCUUCUUCAUUUCCUUUUCUCGGAAAAACAAAUAAUAAGGAAUAAAUUACAGGGAAUAAAUGUCAGACUGGGGAAUUUAAAAAUUGAUUGGUUCUAGUGUGCUGUAAGUGGGAGGUUUUUUUUUUCUCCCUCCGACAGGAAGUGAUUUGCAGUGUUCAGCAAGCCUUUUGUUGAGAAGGUUUUCUCAGAUCAGUGAGUCAUGCUUUAGCUCUGAGCCGGCAGGCAGGCAGCAGUCAGUAGAGAGUAUUUGCUCUUCCCUCGCAGUAUCCGUGAUCAUCUACAACAUAGACCUUUCUCUGUUCUCUUACUUUUUUGGAUUUUUGAGAAUAGAGAAUCAGCAGCAGGAGCAGCAUCACCGCUGGAAACCAAACAAGCUGCACCACAACACUGGCAGCCUGUUAGAGACCCUUUUCUCUCCAUCCUCUUCCUCCUCUGCCUCAAUGCUGUGUUUCCAUGGAUUGUGUCUGUAUAUUUCUCACUGACGGAUUGGAUUGCAGCUCUGGAUUUCAUUGAGAGCAGAUUGGACUUUGGCGACAGCAGCAGCAGCAGCAGCAGCAGCAGCAGCUCAACACAACCACCACUGUAACCUCAAUAGAGAAAAUUACAGUCAGGUGGCCUGUGAUUGCUAAAAGGCGUUUGCUGCCUGUACCGCUGCUGCUAUGUUACAGGAGAGGGUAAUCAGCACGGCUCAGCCACGUCUGCCAGCACACUUGUGAAAGAGGCAGGCUGUGCGUGUCGGUUGGUGGAGAGAGGGGAGAGAGCAAGAGAGAGAAGGGUAUGCUUCACCGUACCAAAUACAACCGCUUCAGGAAUGAGUCAGUAACAUCCGUCGAUGAGCUUCUCCACGGCUUGUCCAUGAACCCCAAGGUCUCGGCGACCCCCCAGUCUGCAGCCGAGACAUCUUACACACCCCCGACUGAGGUCCAUUCCUCCUCCACCACCACUGGUUCCAGCACCCCCACCAGCCACGGCUCUGACCACCUGGAAGAUGGAGGCACCACCCUCUGUACCCUCAUCAACAAGGUGUCCAGCCUGAAAUUCAGCAACUCGGGCAGCUUGCUGGGCAUUAAAGGUCUGCCCUCGGCUGUCAAGGACCUGGCUGUGUCUAAGCUGCAGGUGGGUGGGGGAUCGGGCUCAGGCAGCUCCAGUGGUCCAAACCCCAGUGCAACAGCAACAGCUGCAGCGGCAACAGCAGCCUCUGGUGUGGGCGGCUCUCUGUGCAGCUCGGCCUCCCAUUCAACCCCCUGCUCGCAGCUGGAGUCAGCCGUCAGCAUGAGCAAGAAGAGCAGGCUGGACGAUCUCCAGCCCGGCAGAGUGGACUGGAAUCCAGGUGGAGGUGGUGGACUGGUGAGCAAACCCUCCAGAGGUUGGCUACACUCAAGCGAGAAGAUCUCUGGUCCAGGAGUGACAUACAUUGUAAAGUAUCUAGGCUGCAUAGAAGUGCUUCGAUCGAUGAGGUCACUGGAUUUCACCACAAGAUCACAAAUUACAAGGGAAGCCAUCAGCCUGGUGUGUGAGGCUGUUCCAGGGACCAAAGGAGCUCUGCGGAAGAGAAAGCCACCGUCCAAAGCUCUGUCCAGUAUCCUCGGGAAGAGCAACUUACAGUUUGCUGGCAUGUCCAUAAAUUUAAAUAUCUCCACCAGUAGCCUCAACCUGAUGACCCCCGAUGGCAAACAGAUCAUAGCCAACCAUCACAUGCAGUCCAUCUCCUUUGCAUCAGGUGGUGACCCUGACACAACAGAUUUUGUUGCCUAUGUAGCAAAGGACCCCGUCAACAGAAGAGCAUGUCACAUCCUGGAGUGCUCCGAUGGAUUGGCCCAGGACGUCAUCAGCACCAUCGGUCAGGCCUUUGACCUUCGCUUCCAGCAGUACCUGCAGUGUCCCUCAAGCAAACUGUCCUCCACACAUGACAGGGUAUUAAACAUGGAGGAGUUACAGUGGACUGAGGAAGAGGAGGAGUCAGUAGAACAUCCUUACUAUAACAACAUCCCUGGCAAGAUGCCACCCCCUGGAGGCUUCAUUGACACCCGAUUGACCAAUCAGAACGCAGCAUCAGAUGGUUGUCAGAUGGGCCCAGGUUCAGUAGAUCAGACAUAUUACCAGGGGCGGCACUGUGGAGAAAACUGGGGCGAUGAAAGAAAGCCCAUAUUCAUACAACAGGGAUCAUUUGAUAUAAGCAGCAUGCCUGAGAGUAAAGGUCAGGCACCAAAAACAGGAGAUAUGCCUGCAUAUGUGAACACUCAGCAGAUCGACGCCCAGGUGCUCGCAGCACUGCAGGCAGAGGCGGAAAAUGUGACAAAGGGUAUGGCAGCUGCAGCCAAAGAGAGCCCACAGAAGGACCUGUUUGACAUGAAGCCCUUCGAGGAUGCCAUUCAGUCGCAGUCUCAUCCGCCGUCCCAAGGGCAAGCCCAGUCCCAGGCUUCUGGUCUUCACAAGGCAGCAUCCGUGGACAACUCGAGCCCUCUUCUUGUCCGCUCGCUGGCUUUCCGGGCACAGGAGGAGCUGGAGGGCCAGACGUGGUACCAUGGUAAAAUGAGCCGCCGUGAUGCUGAAAAACUGCUGAAAGACGAUGGGGACUUCCUGGUUCGUAAGAGCACUACCAACCCAGGGUCCUACGUACUGACAGGCAUGCACAAUGGACUUGCCAAACACCUACUGCUGGUGGACCCUGAGGGCACGGUACGGACAAAAGAUCAUGUAUUUGACAGCAUUAGCCAUCUUAUUGGCCAUCACCGUGACAACAAUCUGCCGAUUGUGUCAGCUGGGAGUGAACUGUGUCUCCUACAGCCCGUUGGAAGGAAACAGUGAUGCUUGUAAUGCCUGAUGGGAAAUAGGAAGCUCUGGACAGUCUCUCCUACAGUACCAUCCUGAAACUUGAAGAUGAAACAUGAAGAGAAAAUGCUUAAAGGCUCCAUGCGCUGACAGUGUUCUGGGGAAAUUGGCCCGUUGUUACUUUACUGGAGGCACUGGAAGACGCAAGAUUUGUUUAAGAUAAAAAAAAAAUAUUUAUAGAACUGUUAUUAUUUUGUUGUGAUGACUGAAAUGCUAUAUUUUUGAGAAGACAUAGGUGCAUUUGGACAUAAUAUCUUGAUUUGGUGUUUUAAAAGAUGAAAAAAAGAAAAGAAAAAAAGACAAUUGUUCUUGUAGUUUAGAUGAAGUGCAAAUCAAACCUCAAAGAGGUGUUAACAAGAGUAUUUUAGAAUAAAAACCUGAAAUUUUAGUUUUGUCUGUCAAGCACAACCACAUUUCUACAGGUACCGUUGGCUAAGAGGUCGAGGAAACAAAAACAGUUUGGACAACAAAUGCUGUUUAUAAUGAAAUAAUUUAGGAAAAAUGUCCUUUAAUCUCACCAAUAGCGUGACAGCUCACUCAAUUAGUCACUAUAUUAAAUCUGCUUUUAUUGGGGAUUAGAACUGAAUGUUUUUUUGCUUUGCAGUAGUCACAAAGUGUUGGGGUGCAAACAGACAUCCUCCAUAGUGCUGUCAAUGGCUUUAAAGAUAAACUUUUUUUUUAUGAAGUAUUUUCUUGUGUCACUGCAGUCGCAUGACUUGAAAUCAAUUGUUCUUGUGGACAUUGUUCGUAGACCUUGAUGCCCCUUUAUUUGAAAGAAGUGCUUGUGUAUGCUGACACUGUAAAAUAUUUAUGCUUUUCAACCAGUGAUAAUUUCUGAAUUGGUUUCCUCCCGGAUUCUUCUUUUCGGUGUGUAGUCAAUGAUUAGUUUUGGGGCUUGAGUCAUGCAAUGGAUAUUCUCACAUUAUUAAUUUACAUUUUCGUUUACUUUUUUUUUUGUUGCUGUUGUUGUUUGUUUUUGUUUUUUGAGAACUUUUAAAAAUUAUCAUUUGAAUAAAUCACAUUUGAAUCACAAAUGAAUAGCACAAUCAGAAAGUUAGAUCAGUUAGAUCAUCUGUGUCAGUUGUACCAAGACAAAUUACUAAUGUGUUGAGGCUUAAUUUACACUUUUGACUUAGGAGCCCGAAUUAGAUAAACGUUGAGUCCACACAAUGUGCACUCAGUACCGAAUGUUUAAUAUUAGAUCACCUUCACUUAUUGAUGCGUGUGAAAAUCUUAUGGCAAUACUACUUUAUUGCCACUAGAUGUCAUCACAGAAAUGCUUGUUUACCCCUCUCAGUCACACUCACUUUUCACAAUUCUCUACAGUCCAGUGGAAAAUCCAACUCUAAGAAGAAAGUUAGGGUUAGGGGGAAGAAAGUUUUCAACCAUUAUUGCUUGACAGGUCAGAGUUCAUUUGCACUUUGCAGUCCACUGUACACAAUCGUUCCUCAGAACAGUUUACUGCAUUUCGGUUGUACGGACAGUUUUUGUAGAGUGGGAAUCAAAAUUUUGAAAUGGCUUAUAGAAAUAGUACACAGCAGUUUUGGCAACAGACUUUUUAAAUGCUCUCAUCCUUACUAUUGUCAGUCCUCCGAUGGAUACCAAAUGAAUGGGGCAUUGUAUUUGAUAUGCACUGGACCACUUCAGUUGAACCAAAAUCAGCAUGUGUUCAAUGAGUUUGACAA
Larimichthys crocea (large yellow croaker) is the source of this 5491-nucleotide messenger RNA. It is a transcript of the gene shc3, whose product is annotated as SHC (Src homology 2 domain containing) transforming protein 3. The record is from RefSeq and is a predicted model, not a curated record. Gene Ontology annotation, cellular component: plasma membrane. Lineage: Eukaryota; Metazoa; Chordata; Actinopteri; Sciaenidae. Gene Ontology annotation, biological process: cell surface receptor protein tyrosine kinase signaling pathway; intracellular signal transduction. Bases 1752 to 3782 code for a protein of 676 amino acids. The transcript has 12 exons. Gene Ontology annotation, molecular function: receptor tyrosine kinase binding.